Molecule: messenger RNA, 498 nt
Organism: Vicia faba (fava bean)
Lineage: Eukaryota; Viridiplantae; Streptophyta; Magnoliopsida; Fabales; Fabaceae
Source: the annotation of a GenBank genome assembly
AUGAAAGCUUUUACCUUAAUCAUUUCAUUCUCUAUCAUGUUUGCCUUCUCUGAUGCAACACCAACAUUGGUCACUCUCCUUCAAUCUCAAAUGAAUCAAUCUUCCACUUUUAAUCUUACCCAACAAAUUAACGAGAGUAGAUUGAUGGGAAUGGAAAUGUGUCCUUACAGGAUCACUAUAAAAACAAGUUGCAGCUCGCCAAUAUAUUCAGAAGAUGUGAUCGGUCUUCUAUUUGGUGACGCUAAUGGUGAAGAGAUUACUGUGAUAAGUCCCGAGUAUGAGAUAUUGAAGAGGUGUAUGACGCUUACAUACGACGUAUUGGGAAGUUGUAUUGGCAAAAUCUGCAAAUUGUAUGUAGCUAGGGUUGGAACAGAUGGUUGGGUGCCAGAGACUGUCACUGCAUACCAUGGUAACUACCCACCUGCCAUAUUCAACUACAACUAUUUCAUUCCUGAGGGGAGACGCUAUGGCUUCAAUUAUUGCAAUCAAAAAGUUUAG